AUGUUCAGAAGAUUGAUUCGAAUCAUGACGAAGACAUUCGAAAAACCUGCAGAAGAUAAACUUAAUCAUGUGCAAUCAGGUGGGAUCGAAAAAUCAAAAGAAGUGAAGAAAGAAAGAAUCAAAUAUGGAAAGUAUGCGAUGCUGUUAGGUUAUCAAGGAAAACAAUAUUAUGGAAUGCAGGUUAGCCAUUUUCAGACAAAGUUCCCUGACAUUUUUUACCCAAUAAUGCGGUUUUUGGAAAAAUAUCACAUCAAAGUACCAAACCACAGAUCACAUUCAUUCUUUUUUUUAAAUGAAUACUUUGUUCACUUCUAAAACGAAAUGUAUGCCAAACAAAAAGUGUUUCAGCUCCAAAAGGAUUUGCCAACAAUUGAAUCGCAUUUAUUGUCCGCAAUGCAUCAAGCUGGAUGGAUCACAGAAGCUCAAAAAGAAAAGCCAUUUGAUUUUUUCUUCCAAAGAGCCGCUCGAACUGACAAAGCAGUUUCAGCAGCAAGGCAAAUGUGUGGAAUGCAACUUCCGAGAAAUGACGAUUUUUAUAAAACCGAAGGAGCGAAAACAUUGAAUGCACUUCUACCAGAAGAUAUUCGCGUUUUUGGAAUUCGUAGAACUAUCAAUUUCUUCCAUCCACAAAAGUUAUGCGAUUAUCGAACAUAUAGUUAUACAACUCCGACAUUUGUUUUUGCAAAACCCGAUGAAUUGACAAAUUCGAAAUUCAGAAUAAAAAGAGAAACAAUUGACGAAGUUAAUGAUAUUUUGAAAAUCUUUUCUAGGAACACACAACUUUUUCAAUUAUACUGCAAAACGGUAAGUUUUGAAAAAGUUCCAAUUUGGCCCAAAAAAUGGGCCGAACCGGGGAUUGAACCCGGGACCUCUCGCACCCAAAGCGAGAAUCAUACCACUAGACCAUUCGGCCACGUUUUGGAAAAGCUUAUUUUUCAAAGAUAAUACAUCAUUUCUGAAAAUGAAGAUAACAUUUGAUAUAGAUCUCUUAUCAAGUCAUUUUUCUUCGGAUGAUAAUUUAUCCUACAAAAAUAAGCCUUUAACGUGUCCGAAUGCCAUUGUCUAAUGGUAUGAUUCUAGCUUUGGGUGAGAGGCCCCCGUGUUGAAUCCCCGGUUCGGCCCAUUCUUUUUUCUUAUUUUUUAAUUGUUGAAAUUUUUUUUUUCAGUGCUUUCAAUGACAUGUCAUGUAAUCGCUACAUUGUUUCUUUCGAAUGCGGAGAACCUUUUCUUUUCAAAGACGAAUUCAGAAAUGAAGAAGUUGAAUUUAUUCAAAUAACAGUGAAAGGACAAAGUUUUGUUUUGCAUCAAAUUCGAAAAAUGAUUGGAAUGGUUAUCACUGUUAUUCGGGAAUUGAAUUUGAAAAGUGCCAUUCAAAAAAGCUUUGAAGGACAGAGGGUACGUUAUUUCUCAUAACACGAUAUUUUUCCAAAAUGUUUUUGAUUUUUAGAUGGAUGUUCCAAUGGCUCCUGGUUUGGGUCUUCUUCUCGAAAGAACACAUUUUGAUAAAUAUGAUGAGAAAAACAAGAAAUCGCAUGAACCAAUAACAGUUUGGACAGAUGAAAUUGAAAAAGAAGUUGAUCGAACAAAGUUUGAAUUGAUUACCAAAGAAAUGUUGGAAACUGAAUUGAGAUCACAAGGGUACGUUGGUAGAUUUCUUUUAUUCAUUGAAGUGUUGAAUUGAUAUUUUUCAGAAUGCUCAAAUGGCUAGCUGAUCUUGUCCAUCACGAUUUCUCAGGUGAUGCAGAAGCUGAAGAGCCACCAAAACAAUCAUUUGUUACAAUGGCUGCUGCAUGUGCUAAUAAAGCUGAAAAAGAACAAGAAAGUAGUGAAAGUGCUGAAAAUGUCGAAGAAGUUGUUGUUGCAGCUUUGUAA
This is a messenger RNA of Caenorhabditis angaria, 1872 nucleotides long. NCBI's taxonomy places the organism in Eukaryota, Metazoa, Nematoda, Chromadorea, Rhabditida, Rhabditidae. The record is from the annotation of a GenBank genome assembly.